This is a messenger RNA of Eruca vesicaria subsp. sativa (arugula), 2060 nucleotides long. NCBI's taxonomy places the organism in Eukaryota, Viridiplantae, Streptophyta, Magnoliopsida, Brassicales, Brassicaceae. The record is from the annotation of a GenBank genome assembly.
CAAUAAUUAUAUUAUUCCUGAGGAAUAAAAAAAAAGAGAGAAAAAAGUCAUAGUGAUCUUUGUUUUGACGGAAGAUGUGAUCUCAUCUUCCAAAAAGCUUACGGUUGCAAAUGGUCGGUGGCUGCUCUUCUCUGUCUUCUUCCACUUUCAUUACCACUACUACUUUGUCUUCUUCCCUUAAUCUCAUUCCAAGAAGCUUCCUUUCCCAUAGCCCUUUAAAUCUGAGAAAGUCUGCACCUUUAAGGUGUGUAAGCUCACUAACGAUGAAACCACAGAAACCCAUUCUCGAUUCUGAGAAGUUUGACGAUGGGUUUGUUCAGAAACUGGUGUACGAUGCUCUCGUUUGGUCUUCACUUCAUGGCCUUGUUGUCGGUGACAAAACUUAUCAGAAAUCAGGAACAGUUCCAGGGGUUGGGAUGAUGCACGCUCCCAUUGCAUUGCUACCGACACCAUUCCCUGAAAGUUACUGGAACCAAGCUUGUGAAGUUGCUCCCAUCUUCAAUGAGUUGGUUGAUCGUAUCAGCUUGGAUGGACAAUUCAUACAAGACUGUCUCUCCAGAACGAAAAAAGCUGAUGUCUUUACAUCUAGACUUCUUGACAUUCACUCCAAGAUGCUAGAAAGCAACAAGAGAGAGGACAUUCGUUUGGGUUUACACCGGUCAGAUUAUAUGCUUGAUGAAGAAACAAAAUCACUUCUUCAGAUAGAGAUGAAUACUAUUUCGUGUUCCUUUCCAGGCUUUGGUCGUCUUGUUACCGAGCUACACCAGUCAUUGCUUAGAUCUUAUGGAGAUCAUCUUGGGCUAGACUCUGAACGUGUACCAAGAAAUGGAUCCACGACCCAGUUUGCUGACGCAAUGGCUAGAGCUUGGUUGGAGUACAAUAAUCCAAGAGCGGUAGUUAUGGCCGUUGUGCAGCCUGAAGAACGCAACAUGUAUGAUCAACAUUGGCUAAGCAGUGUCUUAAGAGAAAAGCAUAAUAUUGUAACCAUUAGGAAGAGUUUAGCAGAAGUUGAAAAGGAAGGGCGUGUACAUGAGGAUGGAACACUUACUGUUGGCGGCCAAGCAGUCUCUGUGGUUUAUUACAGAUCAGGCUAUACUCCCAGAGAUUAUCCUUCUGAGUCAGAGUGGAAUGCUAGGUUGCUUAUAGAGCAGUCCUCAGCUGUCAAGUGCCCUUCUAUAGCUUAUCACUUAGCUGGCACCAAAAAAAUUCAGCAAGAACUCGCUAAACCAGGUGUUCUCGAGAGGUUUAUGGACAACAAAGAUGACAUAGCUAAGCUGAGGAAAUGCUUUGCUGGGCUAUGGAGCUUGGACGAUCAAGAAAUCAUCAAGAAAGCAAUUGAGAAACCUGAGUUGUUUGUUAUGAAGCCUCAAAGAGAAGGAGGAGGUUAUAAUCCAAUUGAGUUUCUGCUUUUUUUUCUGUCUUAUUUCUAAGCGUGGAUGAUUCUCUUUCAGGUAACAACAUCUAUGGAGAUGAUGUGAGGGAGAAUCUUCUGAGGUUGCAGAGAGAAGGAGAGGAAGAGAACGCUGCGUAUAUCUUAAUGCAGAGGAUCUUCCCAAAAGUGUCAAACGUGUUCUUGCUGCGAGAAGGCGUUUACCAUAAAGAUCAAGCUAUAUCAGAACUUGGAGUCUAUGGAGCUUACCUCAGGAACAAGGAGAGAGUUAUAAUAAACGAGCAGAGUGGUUAUCUGAUGCGCACAAAGGUCUCUUCAUCAGAUGAAGGUGGUGUUGCUGCUGGUUAUGCUGUCUUGGACAGCAUUUAUUUGAAUUGAGAUCAUUAUGAUUCAUGUUUGUUCUGUUUUAUAUCAUUUAUCUUUUGUUUCUUUUUGGUUUUGUUAAAGAUUUGUGUAUUUAUUCAUGAAGACAAGGGCCCUGUUCGUUUGUACAUCUGAAAGAUGCAUCCAGAUGGUCCAUCUAGAUGUCUUAUCCAGAUGCUCCAUCUGGAUGUUGUUCGUUUCUCUAUUUCGUCUAUAUAUCUAGAUGAAUCAUCUAAAUGUAACUAUGUUCGUUUGUUUUUUUUAACUUGCAUCUGCGUCCAUAUGGAUUUGUUAAUAAAAUGAAUAA